CUAAAAACUACCUCCUCCCGACUCGCAACGAUGUCCGACAUUCUCCCCCCAAAACGCACUCUGCACUCCAAACGUUCCUUUGGGACCAAGCACGCUGCGAUGGCAUACCCGCACGGCCAUCGCCAGGUCCCCGACUCGCCUGCUGCCUACGAUGCCUCGGAAGAGGACAAUGAUCCUCUGACAGACGAUGCAGCAUCAGCUGUAGGCGUCCCCGUGCCAUCGCGAUCAAGUACGUCGCGCUCGCCCGUUGUCACUCGUGCAGGGCCCCGCGCCCGCCUAGCCGCUCUCGUCGAUGACGGGAACGACACUGGCACCGACUCGCCAACGUACGAUGGUGACAUCGAGAGCAGCACGACUCUCGCGAGACACUACGACUCUUCGUCCAGUACGCACUACGCUCCCUCUCCUGUGUCCACCCUCACUUCCCCGCUGCCCACGCCCGCUGUCCUCCCAGACCCCGCUGCCCUGACCCUCGCAACCGCAUCAUCACUGCUAGCCUGGGAUGGCAACCCCUCCGAACCAGCUCCUGCGCCUAUCUCCGUGGAUGCGUUCAAUCCUGCCGAACUCACCCCUGAGGACAUCCAGGAGUAUGUGCGCAGGGCCAUCGCUCGCGAAGGCGAGGAGAACACGCUCCGUAAGUACAAGAUCAACCCGCCACCAAAGGACCGCCCAGCGAGGAUAUAUGCUGACGGCGUCUACGAUUUGUUCCAUUUUGGACACGCGCUCCAAUUGCGCCAGGCCAAGCUCUCCUUCCCUCCCAUCCCGAUUCCCUCCACACCGACAUCUGCGACGCACAGAGUGAGGUCGCCAUGUUCUACGCCUUCUGCGUCGAGUAGCGCGGCCACGUCUCCACUUGACAAUGUGGCGCCCGCGGGUAUGAUGCCCGGUGUCUACUUGCUUGUGGGCGUCAAUUCCGAUGAGCAGUGCGAGGCGCACAAGAACAUGGCUGUGAUGAGCCACGCUGAGCGGUGUGAAGCGGUACGGCAUUGUCGAUGGGUGGACGAGGUGGUACCGGAGGCACCGUGGGUGAUCGAUGAGGCGUUUUUGCAAAAGUACCAAAUCGACUACGUCGCACACGACGAGGACCCAUAUGUAAGUGCGGGCAUCGACGACGUAUACGGCUACUGCAAAUCAAAAGGAAAAUUCAUCCCGACGCGCCGCACGCCGGGCGUUAGCACAUCUGAGCUGCUCGAGCGCAUCGUGUCGCGGUACCGCAUGCGCAUCUUUGACAAGAAGCUCGCGAAAAUCGGGCACCCGGAGCUCAUGGCGGAGGGCAGCGACUAUGAUGGGAGCGCGCCGGACAGCUUGAGGGUGAGCAGGGCGGCGAGUCCGGGGCUGUUUGUGGACGCGGCGGGUGGAUCGUAGGUGGUGGUGUAGAGGUGUGAUUAGAGUUUGGAGACUGCUCUGGAUCCAGCUGGGUGCUAUUCAUGCGAAGAUGUGACAUGCUUGUUCCUUGUUGAAGGAGGUUCCCAUGCCAGCUCUCUCAGAGAACGAUUUGGCUGGCAGUUAGUCGCUCGGAUCCUCUCAAUUGAUUGAACCUUGAGCUUGAGCUUGAGUGACAAUUCAAGUUCUUGCAUGUCACUUGCAUGUCACGCGACAUGUGCCAUGGACGCAGAUUGGUGUUUUCCUCGGGUC
Messenger RNA from Laetiporus sulphureus 93-53, 1635 nucleotides. RefSeq lists its product as uncharacterized. NCBI's taxonomy places the organism in Eukaryota, Fungi, Basidiomycota, Agaricomycetes, Polyporales, Laetiporaceae. Gene Ontology annotation, cellular component: nuclear envelope. Bases 31 to 1365 code for a protein of 444 amino acids. Gene Ontology annotation, biological process: CDP-choline pathway. Gene Ontology annotation, molecular function: phosphatidylcholine binding; choline-phosphate cytidylyltransferase activity. The record is from RefSeq and is a predicted model, not a curated record. The transcript is spliced from 6 exons.